AUGCCAUAUAAAAUGUGCUUGUUGCUGCUCAUCUUUCUUUGUUUGGUGGCUGAUGUUGUCCCUGCAACCGUUGAAUGGAGAAGGGCUGCCAAAUUUUCAAAGGGCGAUGGGCAUGAUAUUCAUGUAGUUGCCCACAACCACCACCACAGGCCAAAGUUCGCUCCCGGUGCUUGGAAGCAUGCUCAUGCCACAUUCUAUGAAGGGGGCUCUGGAACCUUUGGGGGAGCUUGUGGAUACGAGGACGUGGUAAAAGAAGGAUAUGGCCUAGAAACAACCGCAUUGAGCGAGGCAUUGUUCAACAAAGGGCAGGGAUGCGGGUCAUGCUACGAGAUCAAAUGUGUGGACGACCCUAAGUGGUGCAAGCCAGGGCAGCCAACUCUCAUGGUCACCGGUACCAACAAUUGCCCGCCAAACUGGAACCAAGCAAGUGACAAUGGAGGAUGGUGCAAUCCUCCGCGCGAGCAUUUUGACAUAGCCAAGCCUGCCUUCGCCACAAUUGCCGAGUACAAGGCUGGCAUUGUUCCUAUCAUGUACCGCAGGGUUCCAUGCCUGAGGAAAGGAGGUAUAAAGUUCACAAUAACUGGGAACCCAUAUUUCAACCAAGUGCUGGUGUGGAAUGUGGGAGGAGCUGGGGAAGUGACGAGCUUGCAAGUGAAGGGCAACAAGAACCUCAAAUGGACAGCAAUGAAGCGGCUGUGGGGUCAGAAGUGGGAGACCGACGCCAAGAUGGUCGGUGAGUCGUUGACCUUCCGAGUCAGAGGGAGCGAUGGAAGAUACUCAACGUCAUGGCAUGUUGCCCCCAACAAUUGGCAGUUUGGGCAGACCUUCGAAGGCAAGAAUUUCAAGUAG
Messenger RNA from Prunus armeniaca (apricot), 849 nucleotides. Lineage: Eukaryota; Viridiplantae; Streptophyta; Magnoliopsida; Rosales; Rosaceae. The record is from the annotation of a GenBank genome assembly.